GUAAAGUGGACACACAGACUGUAAAAUCAGUUUCUGUGUUUUGUUUUCUUCCUCCCUACAUUCUUCCAAAACUGAUAACAGAUCAGAAGAAAAAAAACAUCUUUCCUUCUUAUUUCUCGGGUGAAGGUUUUGGUUUUUCUCGAGAGAGAAAAAAACAAUGUUUAAGUCAUGGAGGAACGACAAGAACAAGAUCAAAGCUGUGUUCAAGCUUCAGUUUCAGGCAACUCAGGUACCAAAGCUGAAGAAAGCAGCUUUGAUGAUCUCAUUGGUACCUGAUGAUGUUGGGAAGCCAACCUUUAAGCUGGAGAAAGCUGAGGUUAAGGAAGGGAUCUGUUCAUGGGAGAAUCCAAUCUACGUCUCAGUGAAAAUGAUUAAAGAGCCCAAAUCUGGGAUUGUUCGUGAAAAGAUUUACCAUUUCGUUGUUGCAACAGGUUCUUCAAAAUCUGGAUUUUUGGGAGAAGCGUCGAUUGAUUUUGCAGAUUUUCUUACGGAAGCAGAGCCGUUGACUGUCUCUUUACCUCUUAAGUUUGCCAACUCUGGUGCUGUUUUAAAUAUAACAAUUGAGAGGAUCCAAGGAGCAAAUGAUUCAAGACUUACUGAGGAAAAUAAAGACUUGCAAUCACACUCCAAUGAGGAUAGCUUCAGAAGUCUACCUAGCAAUGAUGACCUUGAGGGGUAUAACCAAGAAGAUGAAAGGAGCGUGAAUGCAAACACGGCUAAGAACGUUGGUGGUAUAGGAGGAGGUUCCUUUGAUUCCAUUGGUGAAUCAGGGUGGAUGGAUGGGGGGAAUGCACGCCUGCCUCAACGUCACAACUCAGUUCCCGCAACCCAAAACGGUCACAGGAGGUCAAACACGGACUGGUCAGCUAGUUCAACCUCAGACGAAAGCUACGUCGAGUCAAGAAACAGUCCCGAGAACACCUUCCAAAGAGGAAUAUUCUCCACGGAUUCAAGCGACCCCGUCGAGAAGCUAAAGAUGGAGUUGGAAGCUCUGAGGAGGCAGUCAGAGCUAUCAGAGCUGGAGAAGCAGUCUUUAAGGAAACAGGCGGCGAAGGAGAGCAAACGGAUACAAGAACUGUCCAAGGAAGUUAGCUUUCUCAAGGGAGAAAGAGACGGAGCUCUGGAGGAAUGCGAGAAGCUCAGGGCGGAGAAGAGCAGAGACGAAGCUGACGCUGAGAGCAGGUUGAGAUGCGUCAGCGAGGAUUCGAGCAAUAUGAUUGAGGAGAUUAGAGAUGAGCUGAGCUGCGAGAAGGAUUUGAACGGUAACCUUAAGCUGCAGCUGCAGAGGACGCAAGAGUCCAACUCCAAUCUGAUUCUUGCUGUGAGAGAUCUCAACGAGUUGCUGGAGGAGAAAAAGAACGAGAUAGCUUCUCUGAGUAGGUCACUAGAAGAGGCUAAGAAGGUUGAAGAAGAUAGGGAUAGUGAAGAGAUGGAUAAGCUGAAGCAACAGAUUGAAGAGUUGGAAUGGGAGGUUGACUCUUACAGGAGAAAGAACGAAGAGCAGGAGGUUCUGCUGGAUGAGCUUACUCGAGAGUACGAGUCUUUAAAGGAGGAGAAUCACAAACAUGUAGAAGGAGGAGACGAAGAAUUGGAGUCUCAGAUAGAGAUCUUGGAAGGCAGACUGAAGCAGCAAUCGCUGGAGUACUCUGAACUGGAGAGCGAGGUGAAGGAGUUAAAGAAAGAGCUGGAGGAACAAGCACGUGCCUUCGAGGAAGAUAUGGAGACGAUGAUGAGGGAGAAGACGGAGCAAGAGCAGAGAGCCAUCAGAGCAGAGGAGAAUCUGAGGAAAACGAGGUGGAAGAACGCUAUAGCAGCAGAGCGGCUUCAGGAGAAGUGCAAGAGGCUUUCUCUAGAGAUGGAGUCGAAGCUGAGCGAGCAUGAUAACCUGACAGCCGAAGCGGAGAACCUCCGUCUGCAGAAGAGGAAUCUAGAGGAGAUGCAAGAGAAAGCGCACAGAGAGAUGGAAGAGAAGAAGGAAGCUCUGUCGAUGAAAGUGGAGAUGCUGGAAGGAGAGGUCCUGAAGCUCACUAAGAUGAGAGACGAGGCCGAUGCAGCGGCUGGUGAAAGGGAGAAGAUGGUGCGAGAGUUGAGGAAAGAGAGAGAUGAGUUUGCUUUGGCUAAAGAGGAAGCGGAGAGAGCGAAGAGAGAGUUGAGUCUUAGUAAGAGUUCGAACGAUGAGAAGGAGACCAGGCUUGGGAAUCUGAAGAGAGAAGUGGAAGGUCUAAGCGUGCAGUACAGUGAGUUACAGAACAGCUUUGUUCAAGAGAAAAUGGAGAACGAGGAGCUGAGGAAACAAGUGUCAAACUUGAAAGUAGAUAUCAGGAGGAAAGAAGAGGAGAUGACUAAGAUCCUAGAUGCAAGGAUGGAAGCAAGGGCACAGGAGAAUGGGAAGAAAGAGGAGAAUCUAGCGAAGCUAUCAGACGAAUUGGCGUAUUGUAAGAACAAAAACAGUUCAAUGGAGAGAGAGUUGAAAGAGAUGGAAGAGAGGUAUUCAGAGAUAAGCUUGAGAUUUGCAGAGGUUGAAGGAGAAAGACAAGAGCUUGUGAUGGCUGUCAGAAACCUCAAGAAACGGUAAGAAGUUGUUUUAGUUGUUUUGUAUUGCUAAUACAAAAUUGUUUGUUUGUAACAUCAUAUACAUUGACGAAGAAUAACUUUAUAUAUGAGGUUGUGUUGUUAAUAGAAUUCGUUUCUCUCAUAAAAACAUUACUUUCUACUUUGUCAAGAAAUCACUGUUUUUUUUAUAUC
This is a messenger RNA of Raphanus sativus (radish), 2745 nucleotides long. RefSeq lists its product as uncharacterized. The transcript is spliced from 7 exons. Lineage: Eukaryota; Viridiplantae; Streptophyta; Magnoliopsida; Brassicales; Brassicaceae. The coding region runs from base 158 to 2575 and encodes 805 amino acids. The record is from RefSeq and is a predicted model, not a curated record.